AUGAAGUUGGUCCAGUUUUGCUUUCUCUUCUGUUGCUGGACAGCAAUCUGCUGCAACUGCUGCGAGCUGACCAACAUCACCAUCACGGUGGAGAAAGAGGAAUGUGGCUUCUGCAUAAGCAUGAACACCACAUGGUGUAAGGGCUACUGCUACACCCGGGAUCUAGUGUACAAGGAUCCAGCCAGGCCCAACAUCCAGAAAACAUGUACCUUCAAGGAGCUGGUGUACGAGACGGUCAAAGUGCCUGGCUGUGCUCACCACGCAGACUCCCUGUAUACGUACCCAGUAGCCUCUGAAUGUCACUGUGGCAAGUGUGACAGCGACAGCACUGACUGCACCGUGCGAGGCCUGGGGCCCAGCUACUGCUCCUUCAGUGAAAUCAAAGAAUAA
Balaenoptera ricei (Rice's whale) is the source of this 390-nucleotide messenger RNA. Its product is annotated as follitropin subunit beta. Gene Ontology annotation, cellular component: cytoplasm; extracellular region. The record is from RefSeq and is a predicted model, not a curated record. NCBI's taxonomy places the organism in Eukaryota, Metazoa, Chordata, Mammalia, Artiodactyla, Balaenopteridae. Gene Ontology annotation, molecular function: hormone activity. Gene Ontology annotation, biological process: G protein-coupled receptor signaling pathway. The transcript is spliced from 2 exons. The coding region runs from base 1 to 390 and encodes 129 amino acids.